Molecule: messenger RNA, 2196 nt
Organism: Anthostomella pinea
Lineage: Eukaryota; Fungi; Ascomycota; Sordariomycetes; Xylariales; Xylariaceae
Source: the annotation of a GenBank genome assembly
AUGCCUCUUGCUGCUCCCAAGACCCAAGACCAUCACUUAAGGGCGCUGCUGCCAAACAGCCCCAACUCCUCCAAGAUUCCUUCGUCAAAACCCUCUCGUCUUCCCUCCAACAUCCCUCUCCGAACCCUCACCGCCCGCUCCGAACAAGGCGCCCAAUCGACGUCGUUGCUGGCUGGCCACCGGGACCAGCCGUCCCACGCCAGACUUUCCUCCGAGUCCGCCGACUCCGAUUCCUGGACCGACACCGGUGACAUAGCCGAGCAGUUGGCAGAUGAGGAGGACCCUCUGCGCAAGACCCUCGCCGAUACCUCCAUACACGACGACCUUCUCUCUGGCGUCGUCAAGCGCCAUCCCAAGCACAAACGCGUCCAGUUUAGAAGAUCCGUCUCGGCACACAGCGCGAGACACUCUACGACACACUCUGGCGUCGUUGACAAGGAGGCCAUCCAGAUCCCCGACAUACUUCCCCGCCGUAUAUCAGGGGCAGAGCGUGCCAUAGCAUCCAUCAUGCCGGGCAUGGGUUCUCACGGUUUUACGGGCAAGGCCCUCAUCUAUUUCACCAGCAUAUUCGUGUCGCUGGGCGUCUUCCUGUUCGGAUAUGAUCAAGGUGUCAUGUCAGGCAUAAUUACGGGCCCGUAUUUCAGAAACUACUUCAACAACCCGUCGAAGGCUGAGAUCGGUACCAUGGUGGCCAUCCUCGAAAUCGGUGCUCUUAUCUCAUCCCUAGCAGUGGGACGGAUUGGCGAUAUCAUAGGCCGACGCAAAACCAUCCUCUACGGUUCCGUCGUCUUCUUCGUCGGUGGAGCUUUACAGACUUUCGCGGCCAAUAUGCCCAUGAUGAUGUUGGGAAGAAUCAUUGCCGGUCUCGGUGUCGGUUCCUUGUCGACCAUUGUUCCUGUCUAUCAAUCCGAGAUCUCCCCUCCCCACAACCGAGGCAAACUCGCCUGCAUCGAAUUUUCCGGAAACAUCAUUGGCUACACGACUUCUGUCUGGGUAGAUUAUUUCUGCGGCUACAUUGAGAGCGAUUACUCCUGGCGUGUUCCCUUAGCUCUGCAAUGCGUAAUGGGUGCCUUACUCGGCUUGGGCAGCUUGGUCAUCGUUGAAUCCCCCAGAUGGCUUCUAGACAAUGAUCACGAUGAAGAAGGGAUAGUGGUCAUUGCGAAUUUGUACGGCGGCGGUGAUAUCCACAACGCCAAAGCAAGGGAUGAAUACCGAGAAAUCAAGAUGAAUGUUCUGCUUCAGCGUAUGGAAGGCGAACGGACAUACAGCGAGAUGUUCCGACGUUACAAGACACGGGUCUUCAUCGCCAUGUCUGCGCAAGCCCUGGCACAACUCAACGGCAUUAACGUCAUAUCGUACUAUGCACCCUACGUGUUCGAAUCCGCCGGCUGGAUAGGUCAUGACGCUGUCAAAAUGACCGGAAUCAACGGUAUCACAUACCUACUCUCUACUAUACCUCCGUGGUAUGUGGUAGAUCGAUGGGGCCGUCGGGUCAUUCUCAUGACGGGCGCCGUUGCUAUGGCCUUGUCACUGUCUAUGGUAUCUUACUUCAUCUAUCUGGAUAUCAGACUGACGCCAACCAUGGUCGUGGUCUUUGUCAUGAUCUAUAACGCCGCGUUUGGUUACUCGUGGGGCCCUAUCCCUUGGCUCUACCCGCCCGAGAUAUUACCAUUGAGCAUCCGAUCCAAGGGAGCAAGUUUAUCCACUGCUUCCAACUGGGCAUUUAACUGGCUAGUUGGUGAAAUGACGCCCAUUCUCCAAGAGUGGAUCAAAUGGCGACUAUAUCUAGUUCACGCGUUCUUCUGCGUCGUCAGUUUCGUUGUCGUCUACUUCAUAUAUCCUGAGACUUGUGGUGUAAGAUUGGAAGACAUGGAUUCGCUUUUCGGAGACGCAAGCACUGCCAUUGGCACCCCGGGUAUAAGAUCAGAGACCGGCUCCAUUGUCAGAGGGGGGUCUCCUGUUCCGUCUCUCGAUCUACGCGGACGGCCUCUUGGCUCAGAGGCGAACAUUCCUCCCUUGGACAUCGAUCCCCCGGCCGUCAACAUCGUGGAUGGAAAGCCACGGUUGCGUUCGGACAGUCAGAGCUCACGAGGCCGCGUGGGUGAGUGGCUCACCAGAAUGGUUGGGCAAAGGGGGACUAGUAGCAGCCCGGCCAGCAGAGCUCGAUAUGCGCCGUUGGAUCAAGGAGACGAUUGA